This is a messenger RNA of Anopheles coustani, 996 nucleotides long. Its product is annotated as trypsin-3-like. NCBI's taxonomy places the organism in Eukaryota, Metazoa, Arthropoda, Insecta, Diptera, Culicidae. Gene Ontology annotation, biological process: proteolysis. Gene Ontology annotation, molecular function: serine-type endopeptidase activity. The record is from RefSeq and is a predicted model, not a curated record. The coding region runs from base 1 to 996 and encodes 331 amino acids. The transcript has 2 exons.
AUGAUCCAAUGCACGGCGGACCUGUCCCACGGGGAGCACCCGAAAGGACAAGUCGGUGAAGUAUGGCCCAUAAAUGAAACCAUAUCCUUCGGCAACACGACUGGUAAAACAAAAGAAGAAUAUAGAAAGUUGUAUAACUGCGACGAAAGCCCGCAUGGACGAAUCAUCGGCGGGAUGAACGCCCGCUCCGGCGAUGCCCCGUUCAUCGUGUCUCUGCGCAAUCUGGCUCACGAGCGUCGGUACGGAUUUGGAUCCGGACUGUUCUGCGGUGGGUCGUUGAUUAGCGCCCAGCUUGUGCUUACCGCAGCGCACUGCUUAAGUACCUCGGCGUCCAACAUCGGCCUGGUGGCCGGCGUGUUGAACCGUUACGAUCGCUACGCCCCGAUGCAGAUGCGUCGGGGUUUCCGCUACCUUCUCCAUCCACACUUUGACCCAAAACCUCUGCACGCCGACAUUGGCCUAGUGGCCGCCAGUAGUCCAUUCGACUUGGAGAGCAGCCCGAGAUAUGUGCACCCGAUCCCACUUCCGGCCCGGUCCCCCGGCGAAGGGUGGCACCAGUGUACCAUCUUCGGCUGGGGUCGCACGCGGGAGGGAAAAAAACGUUCCAUUCCGGUGUGUCUGCAGCGGGCGGACGUGGCCAUACUGGACCUGGCGCAGUGUAAUCGCUCCGUUAGUGAGGUCAAAAACGUACCGGACGGUGCGUUCUGUGCCGGCAGCUUCCUGGGUGGUAUCGACUCGUGCAAGGGGGACUCCGGAGGUCCGCUCGUUUGUAACGGUACGCUUUAUGGAAUCGUUAGCUUCGGCUGGGGCUGCGGGCGGCCCGGGCUGCCCGGUGUGUACACGGAUGUGUUCCGAUUCCGGCCAUGGAUUGAAGCGUCCAUCGAUUCCGACACGCGAACGUGGAGUUCGCUCGCUGCCCGCGUCAUUAACCGUGAGCUUCGCUGGGGAACUGUGACUUGUGUCGUCGUUGGGUUUAUGGCGUCUCUUUAUGUUUAA